GGUAUUGGUUAAACUAUUACAACUUGUAUCCAGUUCGAUGACAAAAGUCACGUCCAGGUUUUGUAAUAUGGAUAACUUACCUAACAUAAGGAAGGCUAUGCCUGAACGGUUCCAGAUCCCAUGAAACUGUAACAAGUUCAAAGUUUUUUAAAGCAUGGCGAGCAAGCAGCCCGAUGAUAAAGGACCAAGGACCAAUACGAAUCAAGACAAGAAUCACAUUCCAAGGGGCACAUUGGAAAAUCCUAUGUCACCAUUUCAAAGGAGCAACAUAUCUAAAAACGGGCAAACAAGAGGUAGACAUAAUGAUGAGUUGGAGUAUGAUGCUGUUAUGGACUCGGGGCCAACAACACACUCUCAAGCAUAUGAGUUUCAGGAUCAAAUACCAAACCUUGUUGACGUGGUUGUCAUAUAUUCCAAUGAGGAUUUUGAUCUUGUGAAAACUAAAUUUGUUCCAUGGCUCACAGACUUGGCAAGGGAAGCUGAAGAUAUUCUUUCAGAUCCAACAAUACAUUUGUAUGAUGAUUAUGAUAUUUUCCCACAAGUUAAUGUCCACAGACAAACAGAGGAAGUGUCAGCAAAAUGUAUGAAGAUAUUGGUUUUUAUCACUGAUAAUUUAAUGAAGAAUGAAAAGCUGAAACAUCUGGUGGAAGAACUGAUCGAACUGACAAAGUUUAUGGAUAAAGAUGAAGCCAGAAAUCACAUUGCCAAAAUAUCUGGUUUAACCAGUAAUCAGAAAAUUGUAGAAUAUCUUUUUGAUUGUAUUCUACGUCAAAGGGGAAAUGCUAUUAUCCCUGUUCAAACAAAAGCUGAAAAGAUUGGAUUUACAGGACUUAGGUCAAUUCGCUCAAUCCAGUUUUAUGAUUUAACAGAGAAUCCUCGUUUUAAAGAAUAUGUAGCAACUGGUGUCAUCAAGGCAGCUAUAAAGGAGAGAAAAUUACAAAAGAAUGUUGUUGGUCAUAUGAAAAGGAGUCAAAAUCGAGAUAUUAAUGAUUGUCCGAACAAUUCUUCUAGAAAACAAGCACAUGCUACUACAGUGCAUAAGAACAGGAAUCAGAAUCAAGGUUCUGCUGCCAGGGUAAUUUCAAACUCGGCUUCUGAUAAUCCUGUUGAAAAUCAAUUAAAUAAUGAAGCAAUCCUCUCCACUGGGCCCUCCAAUGACCGUAUCACUGGACCCUCCACUGACCGUAUCACUGGGCCCUCCCCUGACCGUAUCACUGGGCCCUCCACUGACCGUACCUCUGGGCCAUCCACUGACCGUACCACUGGGCCCUCCACUGACCGUAUCACUGGGUCUUCCUCUGACCAUAUCACUGGAGCCUCCACAGACCGUAUCACUGGGUCUUCCUCUGACCAUAUCACUGGAGCCUCCACUGACCGUAUCACAGGGCCCUCUACUGACCAUUUUACCAGGCCCUCCACCAGUUCUGAUGUUCCUGCAAAUCAGACAAAUGGCAUCCAGUCUGAUGUGCCACAUCCAAGUGAAGUAUGGAAGAAGGAGACAGAAGAAGUGAAUACCGCUGUCAUCAGUGAAGAGAUUCCAGCUGAUGGUGCUACAGCUGCUUCAUCCAAUGAGAAUACCAUUCAUGAUGACAGUUUAGAGACAGACCGGGUCAAAUCUGCUAUGGACAAGAGUGAAGACGGGAAGAUAAUAUCCUCAAAAUUAAGUGAGUCCGAAGAAUCCAAGUCAGAAAAUGACUCAGCAGAGACUAGUCUUGACAACACAGGUUUAGUUAACGACUCAGGCGAUGCAGCAUUGAGGAGUACAGAUUUAGACCCUUCAAAGGAGGAGAGCAUGCUUAAUGUAGAUGCAGCAAAUGUAGUGAGAGAAUCUAGCAUAAAGAAAGUGAUGAUGAAGGAUACCACAGACAGCAAAAGGCUUCCUCAAAUGGUUGGGUCCUCUGCAACAGUGGAUUUUAGUGGACAGACAAGUUCAGCAAAGACAUGUCUGGGAUGUAUGGAGACAGGAAAUACAACUACAUCUGGUAGUACCCGAGGGUUAUGGUCAGAACAGGUGUCUGGCCCCAAGGAAUAUUCCCAACCAACAGAUCAGGGUUCUAAAGUUGUUCCAUCCAAUGAGAAUAUCAACCGAAAACCUCAUGUAGAAAUAGACGAGACAGAAUCUGCCAAGGAAAAUGAAGGCAUUAUGGCAAUCUCCUCAAAAUUAAUUGAGUCUGGAUAUGGCUCUCUGUAUGGACAGAAUCAGUUGUUGCAAGCUGAUGAACUCAAGCCAGAAAAGGAUUCAGGGGAGACUAGUCUUGACCACACAGGUCUAGUGAACGACUUUGGUGAUGCAUCAUUGCGGAGAACAAAUCAAGACCUUUCAAAUACAGCGAACAUGCUAAAUAUGGAAAAUGGUGGUGAAGAGACUCAUCAAACAGAUAAUGAACACCAUCCAUGCUUCUCACAGGGUCAGGUUCCACUCCCUAUAGAGGACCAAUCAUGGCAAGCAAAAGCUGAAGCUCAGUUAGAGCCAUCCCUAGAAUUAGAGAGUCUAUGUGCCAGUGGCAAUGAAAUAUUUUCCACGGAAAUUUAUAGAAGAACCUCUACACCUGCUCAAACAGUUGAAACACCGAACAAGGUAGUUAGCACUGAAACUGCUACUACUAUCGUACACAACGAAAGUCUUACAGAGGCAGUUUACAGUGUAACCUCUUCUUCUGCUGAAACAGGAACAGUAUACAAUGAAUACAGACAUGCAGAAUGGCAGAUCAGAGUUGGAGGACAAUGGUUGUCUGCUUUUGGACAGGAAACUUCUUUAUUUGUGUCAAAUUUCUUUCAAAACCGACAGUUUAACCUAAAUGUGCUUCGAGGUUCACUGAAGACAAACCCUGUAGGUAUGAUGAGCCUGUGUCCUGUAUUAUCACAAAUAGAAAGAAUAGAAGAUUAUAGCCAGGAUGGUGAUAUUGAUUAAUUCUUAAAAAACAAAUUAUUGACAUGCAGCUUUACAGUAGUUUCAAUUACCAAGAAUAAUGCCAUUAUAAGGACAGUGACUUACUAGGUAUACUGUUAAUCAAACAUUGCUAUGGAGAAUCAGGACGAGUAGUUAUGAUUUCACCAGUGUUUCCAAUCAUUGAUCAUUAUGUUGGGUUAAUCACUUAAACUGAUUAAUUAACACAGCAUCUAUUUAUCUAAUAGUGAUACAAUCAAAUACUUCUCAUCCUUUUGUUUCCUUAACUAUUGUUUUAUAUUCAUAUGAUAAUCGGUUUCUACAAAUCUAACACUGUGUACAACUGUACAAACGGUAUGCUGAUCACAAAAGUGUCCGCUUGAUAUGAAUAAUAGUACCUGGUGAUUAAGUCAGAAAAAUAAUUCUAUACAACCAUUCUUCACAAGGGAAAUUGCACUGAUUGUGGAACAAGCCAACCAGCCACAAAGUGUUUGGAGAAAUGUAUGAUGUGCCUUAUAACAAACAACUGAGUAGAUUUUGAUAUAUCCCAUGCUCAAUUCUUUUGUCUUUUUGAAGUUGUUUAACUAGAGAAUUUUUCCAUUUUCGUGGAAAAAACUUAUUGUGGUCGACAUGCUGUGACUUAUCUCCAGUCUCCCACAAUAUCUGUUGGUAAAUGGUGAAACGUAAUCAUCCAUUGUGAACAUCUCUUGGUGUUAUACCACUAAUACUAGUGUAUAAAAACAUAGGUAUUGGCAGAAAAGUGUAAAUGUUUGAUUACCAGUUGUGCAUUAAUUCAGGCUGUCAACAGAUUCCUACAUUCUAAUAUUUUCCUUUCAUUUGAAAGACCUCGUAUAUUUCCUACAUUUUCCUAUUUUUUGAAACAUAUUCCUAUAUUUUGUGGGAAAUUUGUCGCCGAUAAAUGUAGAUAUUGUAAAUAUUUCUUUGAUACUGCCUUUUUAUUUUACAAGUUAGAGAACUCUUAAGCAUCACCAGCCACCAGAAAAUGAUUCAGUGCAUCUCUUCAUCACCUGUAUGGGCACCUUACAAGGCAGUACAACAGGAUAUUGGCCUUUUAGGUGCCCAUUCAGAUGAUGAUGAUGAUGAUGAUGUUCGAUGUAGCAGCUCUCUGUCUGGAUUGUGAUGCUGUUGAAGUGAAUGGUUACUUUAAGGUAGUUUUUUAAUAAUUGAUUAAUAUACAAACAGUAAGUGAAUGUAAGAAUUGUUAGUAUACAUGCCUCUGAAGGAAACGAUUUUCAUUUGGAAAACUCCUAUUUUGCCUUCAAACUAGCGAAAAACUCCUAUAUUUGUUGAAAAAAUACCUAUUCCUUUAUUUCGCCUAUAUUUUUAGGAAGACUUGGUUGACAGCCUGUUAAUUGCACGAGAUGAAGAUAUUUUGAUUAAUGUAAUCAGAGUGUGCAAUUUUUUACUGAAGUUUUAAAAUUUCGUUAUACUGAAUUUGCUUUU
Molecule: messenger RNA, 4351 nt
Organism: Ylistrum balloti
Lineage: Eukaryota; Metazoa; Mollusca; Bivalvia; Pectinida; Pectinidae
Exons: 6
Coding region: 155-2911 (918 amino acids)
Source: RefSeq, a predicted model, not a curated record